GCCAUCUUGCUUCCCCUCCAGAGUGGUUGUAGAGGUGGAGUAAGGAUUGACAGUGUAUUUUAAGGCUCCUUUAUCGCAAAAAUCUUUUUAUUAAUAUAUUUGUGACAUUCCCUGUACUAUUAGUUAAUUUUUAUUUUGGACUGAGGAUAAUGCAAGCUAUAAAGUGUGUGGUAGUUGGAGAUGGGGCCGUUGGUAAAACUUGUCUACUGAUUAGUUAUACCACAAAUGCUUUUCCUGGGGAGUAUAUACCGACAGUAUUUGAUAAUUACUCAGCAAAUGUUAUGGUAGAUGGAAAACCAAUAAAUCUUGGUCUAUGGGAUACAGCUGGGCAAGAAGAUUAUGACAGAUUACGACCAUUGUCUUAUCCUCAAACGGAUGUGUUUCUUAUUUGCUUUUCAUUAGUUAAUCCAGCUUCAUUUGAAAAUGUUAGAGCAAAGUGGUAUCCAGAAGUUAGUCAUCAUUGCCCAAAUACACCAAUAAUUCUUGUGGGGACCAAACUGGAUUUACGAGAAGAUAAAGAAACCAUUGAAAAACUGAAAGAGAGGAAACUUGCACCCAUAACCUAUCCUCAAGGACUGGCAAUGGCCAAAGAAAUUGGUGCCGUCAAAUAUCUUGAAUGUUCAGCCCUUACUCAGAAAGGUUUAAAAAAUGUGUUUGAUGAGGCAAUCCGUGCCGUUCUUUGUCCACAGCCCAAACCUAAAAAGAGGAAGCACUGCAGACUCCUGUAACUGUGGAAAUGCCAUUCCGUCGUUUCCUGCCCACAAAUUGAGGCUGUGCAGUGCAACACCAAUGGCUACGAAACAGAUGCUGCCAAUAUUAAGUUGUUAAGGCUUAUUUAACUAUAUUUUUGCAAUCAUUAUGUAAAUGAAAAAUCAGAUUUGUUAACUUUUAUGUAAAUUACAUAUAUUUUGUGUAGAGACUAAUUGCACGCUUCAAUAUAAUACAUUGGUGGUUGUGUGUAAUAGUUUGUUUUAUCAAUGAAUACAGUAUUUGAGCAACAUAACACCUUCAAAAAGUAGCAUGUUGCAGUUAAUUGUUUGGUGCUCCUAACAACCUGAUAAUUCCUGGAUAAUAUUUGUUAAUUAUGUCUCUUCUAGCUGUAUUUUCAUAAACCCAUGAUAGUUGCUUAUAAUUUAAUAAAAUGUGUUCAGUUCACAUUUAUAUGUAAAUUUACAAUGUGAUUUCAUCUAUUUGUGUUUAAGAUGCAAGUGAAAUUUCUAAAGUGGUAUAAUUUCAUAGCUGAAAGAUGGUAAUUUCUCAUAAUUCAUUCUGUUUAAGUGCUUUAGAAUUGUAUUGUAGAUCUGCAUUCUUUCUUACUAUUUAAAAAUUUUGCUAGUCUUAGCAAUGUUUCGUAUUGUCUUUGUCUGCAAAGAUUUAAAAGUGCCAUUGUCACAGUUCUGUUUUGCUGACUGUUAUUAAUGAAUUUAUAAAUUUUCUAUGCUACAUUUCUUUAUUUUUGGAUUUUAUGCUUGUUUGUUAUUUCAUUUCAAAAGCAUAUUUGCAUUUAGUGAUUUCUUUAUUAUGUUAGGUGUUAAAAUGUUUUUCUGAAAUAUGGGUGUUGCUUUAAAUUUCAAAUAUUUUUUGUUCCAGCAAAUAAGCUUUGGAUUUUGAAUUUAGCCUUAUAUUUUGUAAUACUUUUAAAAAUAAAUGACUAAAUAUUUUGAUUACUUCCUAAACUGUCAUGGUAGCAAUUGAUUAUAGUUAGUGUUACUAUUUUUUUUUAAAUUUUCACUCAAAAAUUUAAUAUAAACCAUAAUUUCAAAAGUAUAAGCUUAUUGCGAUGCAUAUAAAUAUUUGUUGUCCAAUUUAAUGGGGAAUUUUUGGGGAGGAGUAAAAUUGGAGGGGAAGAAGUAAAGAUGUAUCAUUAUGUGAUAUUAUUGCAAUGCAUAUAAAUAUUUGUUGUCCAAUUUAAUGGGGAAUUUUUGGGGAGGAGUAAAAUUGGAGGGGAAGAAGUAAAGAUGUAUCAUUAUGUGAUAUUUUAUGUAAUAGCAUAUUUUUUAUUAAUUUUCAAAAAUGUAUUUAAAAUUGAUUUUAUAUUCAGUCCAUUUCUGUGUGACCACUUUUUUCUUAAAGCGCAGCAUUUGAACAGAAAAUGCAAUGAAAUUUAUUUAAGACAUUUUUCAAGACUUAAGGUAUUCUCUGAUGGUUUAAAAUGAUUUAAUAUGAUAUUGAGCAUUACUUUAUUAAAUAGUAGUUUUAAGUGAGAAAAUUUCAUCAUCAGAAUUUCUGCUGCUGCAUUAGUUAUUUAUUAUGACAAAGUAAAAUUAGUACUUCUUAGGAAUUGUUUAUAUGGUAACCUAAAGGGUUGCUGCAUAUUCUUUAAGAAGUACUGACAAAAUAUAUUUUGUAUAUUCAUUUUAUCAUGUCUUCUGCAAAUAUAUAUAUAUAUAUAUAUAAAUUUUUAAAAUGAUUCUAUGUUUUAUAACUGUAUAAUUUAAUUAAUUGCUAUGUUUAUAUAUAAUUGAACUUAAAAAAAUUAAUAUAGAUUAUCUUUUUCACGUGUGUAAAUAAAGUGAUGUAUGUAUGAAUUUCAUUUUAUAUUUCCCCUUUUUUGUGUACAAAAAGGAAAGAUACAUAGUAAUGUAUUUUAUACAUUAUUAAAGUUAACAAAUGAGAUCAUUCUACAAUGAAAUCAUUCUAAGAUAACCAUACUUGGUUCUCUAUGAUUUUGCUCUUCUGUGAAGAUGAUCACCUUCAGAGAGGUGAUAUUCAAUGACAUUGUUUAUGUAUGUUCUAGAAAUUGUGGUCAUUUUUAAAUGCAGUCUCAUGAAGUCAUGAAGACAAGCAGACAUAGUUCCACAUAAUUUUGGUCCGUGAAGGUGGUAACAUUCUUUAUAUAUAAAUAUGUUUAAAAAAUACUGAUCAUUUUGAAAGCUGGUUAUUGAUAAGAUAUGGUUCUCAUAAGAGGUUUCAUUGUACAUGCAAAUCAUAAAAUUAAGGAGUAUAUGUAUAGUGAAAUAUAUUUUAAUUUUGAAAUUUUUAAAGAGUCAUGUUAGUUCAAAUUUGUUAAUAAAGCAUAAUGAUUUCUAUAUGAUUUUUAGUUGCAUCUUUUUUUUUUUUUUUUUUUUUUUUUUUUUUUUUUUUUUUUUUUUUUUUUUUUUUUUUCCCAUUAUUGUUUAAUGAAAAACUACUGUAAUAAUGGUACAAUUAAAAAUUCUCUAGGAGGAGAGUUUAUUAAUCUGGACUACUAUAAUUUUAAAUAGGGGCUUUUUAAAAAUAUUUUUAAUAUUCUUUAAUUAUUAAUGAAGUUUUAAAAUUAGGAAUACUUGUAUCAUGGUGAUAAGAUUAGAUGUUUUGAUUAUACUUAGAUUUGAUUUGUUGUACUUUCAUUAAGGGGGGGAGGAUAUUUCAUUUGAGUGCAUUUAAAUGUUUUAACUUUAGCAACCUUUGUAAAACAAAUAUCUCCUCCACUUUUCUUCAUUUGUUGUUUGUUAGCAAUUAAAUGUUAUGUAUAUUUACCUCUGGAAUAUGUAUAUAUAUACACACAUAUAUAUAGAAGUAAUAUUUUUGAAGGGAAAAAAGUGUAGUUGCACUCUUUGUUUUAAAUUAUAUUUUUUUAAUUAAUGUUAAAAUAGUGUGUGCUUGCCAUAUUUUUUCUCAUACCAGUAAGAAUAGAGAGUAGAAUCUACAUGACAGUAUUUCUUCUGUGACAUCAUGGAUCACACUUGUCUGUAAUAAAGAUAUCACUAAAUAUUCAUUUUUCUGUGUAGACCAUUGGUGAGGCAGCAUUUUGUAAAAUAACUUGAGAAAAUGUGGCUCUUGAAAAAUUUUUACAUUGUCCAUGUUUUCUCUAAACUUACGAAAAUAUACAGAUAUAAUGUAUAACAGGCACAGUUCAAAACUGCUAGUGUAAAAAGAAGAACUUUUUUUAUGGUGGUUUUGAAAGAGCGUGAAUUUUAGCUAUAGUUCAGUUCUCCUUGUCAACGUCCAGAUUUUAUUCACAUUGUAGGCAUCUUUGCCUUACAAAAUUACUGUGAAUACAACUUUUUCUGUAUUAUCUAAAAGUUUGUAUGUUCCCAGUCUUUGCAAUAAUGCUAUUCUGAAAAUGUAACAUGGGUAAACAACAAACAUAACCUAAAAUUUCUUCAUUUUAAAGUUUUUUGUUUGUUUUAAUAUUAAAAUGAAGUAUUUGUAGGUAUUUAAAUAUUCAGUUAUAGUUUUGAAGCUACUUUUGUGGCUUUUUAAUUAUAUGAACAUUAGCUCUCACUUUUAAAUGUGUAAUUAUUUGUGAAAGAAAUUAAUUGCACAUAAACUAUCGUUGAGUAAUAUUUUUGAAUUAAUGUUAAAAAAUUGGCUUUAAACAGGUUGGGUGAAAUAUAAAAUUUGUUCUGUAAUGUUUUUUCAUCACUGAUUCCACAUAGGAAUGCAAAGGAACUAAAUGAAUAAGAUGAAUGAGAGUAUUAUAAAAUGGUUUCUUAUAUACAUAUUUAAGUGUUUUGGAGUUUGUAAGCAUAAUUAUUCAUUAACUUCAAAUUAGUACUUGUUUUUUAUUAUUUUUAUCAUUAAAAUUUCUGAUAUUCAAUGAAUUGAAACUAUUUCUAUGAACAAGUAAUUUGUGAAUUUAUUGUUUAAGAACUGAAUAAAUUAAGAAUAAAUGUUUAAGUCCUUGAUAUUGUUUGAUAUGUGCUUUGUUAAUAAACUGAUGUAUUUACAUUACUUGAUUAUCAUAAAAAUGUACAUAAAAUCUAUUAAAUGAUAAAAAUUUUCUUAAUUGAAAGCUAACUCCCAUUUUCAUAUGAAACAUUUUAAAGAAUUGGAUGCAUCCAAUAUGCAAUCUUAGAUUUGCAUUUUCAUAAUCAAUAAGAUUGAUACCUAGGGAAGAUGACAAAUAAUGUUCUUUUCGGUCAAUCUAUUAAUCUGCUUUUCAAGUUUAAUUUUAUAAAAAAGUAUGGAAGAAGCGGUAUUCAUGGUAAUUAUUUACAUUGACUUCGUACUUGAAAACUACUGCAUACAAAUUAACCUUUGGUGAUUGUUAUUGUAAUUAUUUACUAAAUAACUAAUAGAAAUUCUGUACAUUUCUUACUGCUGAUGGCUGUGCCAUGAAUAAUUUCUUGCUUUGUAUAUAAAGAAAGCUGAGAGCUUGGAAAAUGCUGAUGCUCAAGUAUAAGUUUUUAACUGUAAUAAUAAUAACAACAUGGUAGCUUGCUGUCUUCCCCCCAUCUUGAUGAAGAGAAACAUUUCUUUCUUGCUUUGGCUCAUAUUUCAGAACUUUUGUUUUAUGUGCUGAAAAUAUUGUAAAAGUAUUUAAUUGGCUAUUGUGAACAGUAAAAAAGAGAAACUGAUAAUAUUUUGCUAUGAAAAUUUAUAAACUAGAAAUUUGCGUUCAUAGAGAUAAGUGUUUAUCAAAAUUUUUUGAUGUCAGUUUAUGCAAAUUUUUUUAUUGACUAGAGGUAUGUUAAAAUAUUGCACAUGUUCUUUUUGUGUGCCUGUUCAAGAGUGGUAAUUUAUUGUAUGAUGUUAUUUGGAAAUGUUUUGCAAAUUAUUUUCUGAAGCUGCUGUUCAAAAAUAAUAUAUUUGACUGCAGAGGUAUUUACAUGAAUGGCAUUUAAAACUGAUUUUUGUAAAUGCCUUUAAACUCCUCUUUGUAAUGGAGCCGAAGCAUGUGAAAAAGUGUUAUCCCAUUUUGAUGUUUAGCUGCCAGUCAUGCACAACAUAAUGAUUCUAUAGCUACUGGUAUGGAACUGCUGUUUGGCAGAACAACUGGAAUUUGCUAGACUGUAUGUUGUCUUCUGUUAUCGUUUAAAUUUUAUGUGCUCAGUUUAUAUGUAAUUAUGAGAAUUUGAAUCAUAGUUGUAUUUGUUAAAGAUGGAAAUAAAUUGCCUUAUCUUUUCCA
Stegodyphus dumicola is the source of this 5833-nucleotide messenger RNA. Its product is annotated as ras-related C3 botulinum toxin substrate 1. Lineage: Eukaryota; Metazoa; Arthropoda; Arachnida; Araneae; Eresidae. Gene Ontology annotation, biological process: small GTPase-mediated signal transduction. The record is from RefSeq and is a predicted model, not a curated record. Gene Ontology annotation, molecular function: GTP binding; GTPase activity.